Molecule: messenger RNA, 1146 nt
Organism: Microthlaspi erraticum
Lineage: Eukaryota; Viridiplantae; Streptophyta; Magnoliopsida; Brassicales; Brassicaceae
Source: the annotation of a GenBank genome assembly
AUGUUUAGAGAAGUUGAAAGUUCCGUUUUUUCUCAGUUUGUUCAGGCGAGACACAAGUCGAGUGGAGGAGGAUGGAGACCGAAGAAGAAAAUAUACCACAGAGUUCACGAGCUUGAUAAAGCGAUAGACUUGAAGAAGAAACCAACUCUGAUCCUUCAGCUGAAAUCCAUUCUUCAGACGCAGAAACACGGAAGCAUUCUUCUGAGGGAUCUCGAGAAGCAUGUUGGGUUUGUUCACAAGUGGAAUCUAAUGGCUGCCAUUGAGAAGUACCCUUCGAUUUUUCACGUUGGAGGUGGAAACAGAGAGCCUCCGUUUGUUACUCUGACUGAGAAAGCUAAAAAGAUUGCAGCUUUGGAAUGUGAAGCUACAGAGUCAAUGGAACCGAUUCUGGUUAACAAUCUCAGGAAGUUGUUGAUGAUGUCUGUUGAUUGUCGAGUGCCUUUGGAGAAAGUUGAGUUUUUUCAGUCUGCAAUGGGUUUGCCUCAAGACUUUAAGAGCUCGUUGAUCCCUAAGUACCCUGAGUUUUUCUCUUUGAAGGUUGUUAAUGGAAAAGUUAAUCUUUUGUUAGAGAAUUGGGACUCUUCAUUGGCAGUCACUGCGAGGGAAGAGAGGUUAUCUCGUGAAGGAGUUCUUGAGAACAGGAAGAAGGUAAGGAUCACAAAGGAUGGAAAUUUCUUGGGAAGGAACGCGUUCAAGAUCUCUUUCCCUCCUGGUUUUAGACCUAACGCAAGUUAUCUUGAGGAAUUUGAGAAGUGGCAGAAGAUGGAGUUUCCAUCUCCGUACCUUAACGCGAGAAGGUUUGACGUUGCGGAUCCUAAAGCUAGGAAACGAGUUGUAGCUGUGCUUCAUGAGCUUCUCAGUUUGACAAUGGAGAAGAGAGUGACUUGCUCUCAGCUGGAGGCAUUUCACUCCGAGUCUCUGCUUCCAUCAAGACUAAUACUCUGCUUGAUUAAGCAUCAAGGGAUCUUUUACAUUACCAACAAAGGAGCAAGGGGUACAGUCUUUCUCAAAGAAGCUUAUGAUGGCUCUAGUUUGAUUGAGAAGUGUCCGUUGUUAUUGUUCCAUGAGAGAUUUGUUGCACUCUGUGGUCGGAGAGAAGCCAGUCUAUGUAAUGAUGAAAUGCAGUCUUCAAGUGUUAUCUCCUAA